AAUGCAUUCGAUGUCGCUGCUGCGACCUGCAGCAAAAAAUUUGCUUGAGGAGCUCGUACAUUGGGAGGUCUCAGAAGAGGAGCCAUACGCAGUUUUAAAUGUGGUAACUCCUGCAAAGGUCUCUCCAUGUCAUGCCUAGGGGCUGGCACGUUUGGAACGCAAGCUUCGUCAGCGAUGAGACGUCAGCAGUGCAAGCAACAAACAGCCACACCCGUACGUGGUCACUUCUGUGUCUGGGUGCCAAAGUAAGUAGGGAACAAGCACGACCACAGUAUUGCUACCAGGUACAAGAUUUCACCAUGCCGCUCCCUAAACACUUGGAAGACUUGCACAUGACAUGCAACGUAAACCAUCCCCGUGAAGCACUGGCCCUGGCAGUCCAUGUGCUCAUGACUGAAGUUGGGUUUGAGCUUGAAGGCUGGCAAGAAACAUUGGCUGAUGGGAGUACAAAGGACCACCCUGCCACUGAGAACUUCUUUUGGGAAAGGAGUGACUGCCUGAUGAAAAUUGGCUACAGCCAUCCUACUUGCCCUUCAGUGUCCUUCCUUGUGGCAUUUGUUCUGUUUGACCCAAAUGUCAUUAUUCAUGGGCUAGUCGCACACGAAAGUAACACAGAAGGCUUCUCACUUAACUUGAGGAUUUCAGACUUCAUCCAGAGGGCAUUUCUGUCAGAUCCAGAGCCGAACAAAGUGUACAAAAAUCUUCCCACAUUGUCACGACUUGUCAAGGAUUCUGUGGCACUUCCACUCCUUGGAUGGGCCCAGAGUGUCACAAAUGUUGCUCCCACUUUUGGAUUCAUGACCUUGAGCUCCGAGAUCCAGCUUCUUAUUUUGGGUUACCUGAAUGUGCGAGACUUGCUGGCUGCAUCUGGAGUAAACACAGAUUUAUUUGAACUGGCAUCUCAUCCUGUGCUUUGGCGGAAGCUAUUUUUGAAGAACUUUCCAUCUGUGGAAGUGUCACCUACUGACAAUGUUUCCGACUGGAGAGAGAGAUACAAGCGGGAGUACUUGCUACGAAAGGAGCAGCAGGAGAAUGCUCUGCGGCUGCUGCCACGUAUGCGCCUAGUAAUGCCAAGCAGCCUCCGAAACACCCACCGUCCCUUUCUGCUGCCCCCAGUGCCCCAGAUUAGUGAUGACGACUUCGAGUUCGACAUGUUCAUGCUGCCUCAAGAUCAUCGGAUGCCAUGAAAGUCGGACAAAUCCAUGCACUAUCCAACAUUCCCGUGGUGCCUGAACAAUUGCAGUGCAUAAAAUCCUUAUUUGGAGGUGAUGCGUAAGUCAUGCAUUCAGGGGGAGAAUGCUUGUGGUUGUCGACACGGUGGAUGUUCAUCCAAAAUAAAACAGUGCUGUUUUUUUUAUUACCUGGCCAGCAUUUUGUGUAAGCAAGUAAGAAUAAAGAAUUAAAAAAAAAAAAAAAAACACGAGAGCCUGCCAGGCCUCUGUGCAGACCUGCAGCCAAAGAAAAGGAAAAAAAAAAAAAGAUU
Rhipicephalus sanguineus (brown dog tick) is the source of this 1483-nucleotide messenger RNA. RefSeq names its product F-box only protein 7. The record is from RefSeq and is a predicted model, not a curated record. The coding region runs from base 132 to 1187 and encodes 351 amino acids. The transcript is spliced from 11 exons. Gene Ontology annotation, biological process: positive regulation of autophagy of mitochondrion; autophagy of mitochondrion. NCBI's taxonomy places the organism in Eukaryota, Metazoa, Arthropoda, Arachnida, Ixodida, Ixodidae. Gene Ontology annotation, molecular function: protein kinase binding.